Molecule: messenger RNA, 2910 nt
Organism: Metarhizium album ARSEF 1941
Lineage: Eukaryota; Fungi; Ascomycota; Sordariomycetes; Hypocreales; Clavicipitaceae
Product: WD repeat-containing protein 75
Exons: 3
Coding region: 1-2910 (969 amino acids)
Biological process (GO): positive regulation of transcription by RNA polymerase I; positive regulation of rRNA processing
Cellular component (GO): nucleolus
Molecular function (GO): RNA binding; protein binding
Source: RefSeq, a predicted model, not a curated record
AUGACUGGGAUUAAGGGCCCUCGGGCCAAGGAUGAUAAAACAAAAAAGCGAAAGAGGGACAUAAAUGAAAGCGACAUCAGAUCGAAGAGACAUAGACAACAGAGCCGAGAAGCCAAAGUCAAUGGCGACGACGUGCGAACGCCGCCAAAAUUGAAGCAAGGAAAACCCAACAAAGAAAAUCUGGCCGUAGGACUCGGUGCUUUUCGUCAACAAGAAGUGAUUCGGCAGUCUGAUGAUGGAGAGGCUGGCUGGCGAGUCUCAAAGCCCAUGGGCGGCCGAAUGUUGGACAUUGAUCCCAUUCUUACGGAAGACGAACAAUACCUCAUCCUGACGUACAACACCUCUCUUCAAGUAUUCAACGCCAACGACUCCCUUCUUGUUCGACGUAUUCCAAUUAGCACUCUCGACACGUCAGCUUCCAAGGGCGCAACUCCUGCUCAUAUUGUGGCAACUCGUCUGUCGAAACAUAACACUCAGUUAGCCUGGGUGGCAUGCUCCGAUGGGAACAUCUACUGUGUUAAUUGGACGCAAGGCGACAUCCCGACCCCGGCGUUUCAGACAUCUUCAAGUACUGCGAAAGCCUUGGCGGUUAUACCAGCGGCCUUUACUGAACACAAAGAGAUCCUCUUGGUCGCGGAGUCGGAAAAACCGAGCCGCAUGGACGUUGUCGCGUACCAAUUAGUCGACGGUGACAAGCAGAAGUCAGCCAGUAUUUUGACUCUCCAGAAGCCAGGAUAUGGCCUUCAAAUCCUUGAGACCAGUGACGACGGCCAGGUCAUUGUGGGGGCAUUCCAGGAUCGACUGUUCCUAGCAACUGCCUCUGCAACCACCGCUGAGAAUCUUGACCAACUGCGAUACGAAACGUUCUCCUUCGAUUCUCCUGACCUCAUCACAUCCAUCGACAUGAGACUACAUCCACGGUUCUCAGGGAACAAGAAAGGCCACGUGGGGACAGAUACAGCUGUUGAUGUCAUUAUCGGCGGUGCUAGGGGAGGCAUUUAUGUUUACCGGGAUGCUUUGUCCCAUGUCAUGUCUGCUGGAAAGGCCCAAUUUGUAAAGGAUGGAAUUCAAGUACAGAAGUACCACUGGCACCGUAAAGCCGUCCAUGCAGUAAAGUGGUCAGCAGAUGGGAACUAUUUCAUAUCUGGCGGUUCUGAGAAUGUUCUCGUUAUUUGGCAGGUUGACACAUCGAGGAAAGACUUUCUACCUCAUCUGUCUGGGAGCGUUGAGAACAUUGUGGUCUCACAUACUGGCUCCUCCUACGUUGUCCACUUGGAUGAUAACUCGGCAAUGAUCUUGUCCACUGCUGAAAUGAAGCCUACUGCUUACAUUGCCGGAAUUCAGUCAGCGGCUGUCGACGUUUCAGAACCAAAGGACCUACUUGUUCGACGGGUGUGGAACAUAUCAGAACACUCACGACGACCCAUCCCUGCUGCUAUUAGGCCUUCAGAACCAUCAAAAUUCUACGUUUGCGUUGGCAACGGCCGCCAGGAGACCUUGUCAGGAAACCUCUCCAUGCCGUUGAUGCAGUCUUUUGAUUUGGAGUCAUUUACUAGCAUUUCGAAGCAAGCGCUGGCACGAACACAACCCACAGAUGUUAAUCUCAGCAGCAGAGGACACCCAAUUGACGAGCCGAUUGUUACAAACAUUGCAUUCUCCGGAGACGGAAAGUGGCUUGCUAGCAUUGACGAGUGGAAACCUGCGCCCAGAGACGUGGAAAACAUCUCUCCAGACCUGAGAGUUCAGUUCAUGCGCGAGAGGCACGAGAUUUACCUCAAAUUUUGGCAAGUUCGAGAUGGUGCUGAGUCGAUGGAUUUGGUGUCCAGAAUCAACGCGCCUCAUUCUACCACCUGCCCAGAAUCAGUCCUAGACUUGGCAUCUGAUCCUACGUCAAACUGCUUCGCAACCGUCGGAACUGACGGGAUUAUACGUCUGUGGAGACCGAGACCUCGGCAGCAGAACGGGGUCGCUUUGAAGGACGCGACCGGUCAGGAUGCUGUGUCUUGGGGCUGCGUUCAAGUCAUUGGUGUCGGCGACGGCACUGGAAUCGAAAAUGGCACAGACUUUACGGAUCCAACCCAGCAUGUUGAGGUCCAGGGCAGAGUUGUCUUUUCAGAAGACGGCUCCACGUUGUUUGUCGCUUUCGGGGCCGUUGACUCCGGGGCCAUAUACGUGGUUGACGUCGCGUCUGGGCAAAUAGUCAAGACCCUUGAGGGGCUGUGGGAUGGCAGACUUCAAUCUCUUCAGGCCCUAGGUUCUUUCAUUAUCGUCUUGUCCAACGACCUGAGGGUGUAUGACGUCGUUGGCGACGGGCUACAAUAUGGAAUUGUAGUGCCCAAGCUUUACGGAGUCAAUGAGCUGCAUCAACUUGCCGUUGACCAUACCUCGGGCCGCUUUGCUGUCACGCUCCCUAUCGGUGGUGCAUCGAGCAUUGGUGUCUUCGACCCGGAAGAUCCAGAGCCUUUGCUCGUUAGGAGCACGCCGCAUAGAAUUGUGAGCCUUGUGUCGGCCCCGGGGGCAAGUGGAUUCAUUGCACUUGACGACGCGGCCCAGGUCUGGGUAAUUGCCGAAGGCUCUGACCCGUCGUCUAUUGCAACGGUUCAGCCACUACAAGAUCUCCAACUGGACGGCUGCUCCGGGGCUGUCGCCACAGACACGACGACCGCAGAAGUACUCGAGACAGAUGAAACGGACGCUGCCAGCGAAGAUGACACGGACGACGCCAAAGAGGCAGACGACGACGUUGACAUGGGCGACGACGAUGAAGACGAUGCUUACGGCAGUGUCAUACCUCAGCAGUCGUUGACGGAAAUCUUUGACGCGGCACCCGCAUUUGCCGCCCCAUCUAUCGAGGACAUGUUCUACAAGGUGACGGGGCUUUUGGCCAGAAAGCCUGUUGCCGAGCAAUGA